AUGGCCUCUCCAGCCUCAGUUCAGGAUGUUUCAUGGCAACACGAGCUGAAUUCGGAGAAUGCCCUGUCAGAGAACCAGUCGAGCAUGGACGCGAAUGAACCAACGGAAUCCGAAUGUGAUCUCGACCAAAAGGCCUUAGAUCUCGUCAAAAAUGUUGAAGAGAUCCAUACCAACCUCAUGAACGCACAGAGGCACAGGGAGAAAACCAUGGAAAUAGUCUCGUCCAUGGAAUUACCUGUGUUCCCAUCCAACAUCGAUAAACGACUCGACGAUCUCGAGAUAUCCUUUGCGCUUGGGAUGGUGAUGGACGCCAUGCGAUGGAAAAUAUAUGCUCUGGCUACGCUGGAGGCCAAAAGAGCACUCGACAUCGCUAAUCGUCAAGGGAACGAAGUCAAUAUCGCCAGGUGCUACUACUGGAUGGGCCGAAUCCAGUUGGAGCAAGACGACAUACCCUCCGCCUACAAAUUCUUCCUGGCUGCACGGCCCUGCGCCAUGGCCGACCAGCAUGUAGAAGGGUCAAGCGUGGGAUGGUAUUUGAACUUUUCGCAUCCCACACUUGGUGAGGAAUUUCGAAGGCGCGUCUCUACCGUGCGGUGUCGCACUACUCCCAAGGGGACUCUCACAAAGGUCGAUCGAAACCACUCGGAUGAUAAACAAUCAAGGAAGCGCAAGCAGGAAGCCUGGAUAUCAGAACUUGUUCUACGACCCUCGACAUCGGCUGGUCCUACACAAGUAGCUUCAGUUACUGCAAAGGAAAAUCGGAAACAAAACAGUCGACCCGUUGUGUGGGAAGCCAAAAACACCGAGGACGCUCUCCAUGCUAACAGCCCUUUGGUAAUCAUUCAGAAAGGCGAAAUCAAUGCAGACGGAAUGGAAUGGCUGGCAGUUGCCAAUUCUGGUCCGCGUCUUCCUCAGAGCAAAUUUACCUUUCGUUGCUACUUCAAUGGCCUGGCACCACGUACGCGUCCUACAAAGAUAUUUCCUGAGCAGCCCGGGGAGAAUAUUCUUUCCGCCGAGGAAUGGCAGGCUUUGCAUCAGCGUUUUCAGAACAAGAGAGUCACACUGGCCUACUUGGAAUUUGAAAGAUGGCAGAACUUUAAAUUGGACAGCAAUUUGAGGUCCUUGAAGAAAUUGCCGGAGCGUAUUUGGGGUACCACUUGA
Penicillium longicatenatum is the source of this 1161-nucleotide messenger RNA. RefSeq lists its product as uncharacterized. NCBI's taxonomy places the organism in Eukaryota, Fungi, Ascomycota, Eurotiomycetes, Eurotiales, Aspergillaceae. Bases 1 to 1161 code for a protein of 386 amino acids. The record is from RefSeq and is a predicted model, not a curated record. The transcript has a single exon.